CAAGACCGUCAGAGACACAAACAGGGCACAGACCGUCAGAGACACAAACAGGGCACAGACCGUCAGAGACACAAACAGGGCACAGACCGUCAGAGACACAAACAGGGCACAGACCGUCAGAGACACAAACAGGGCACAGACCGCCAGAGACCAGGGCCAGGCUGUAAGAGAGACAGAGCACAGCACAGAGACACAAGCAGCUGUAUACGUUGUUUGAUAAGAGUGAACCCUGUACCACGUAAAAAAGCCAAAAGUUGUAUGUUUCUCCAUACAGUAAGAGUGUCUGUUAAAUGCCUGCAAUGUAAUAUCAAGAAGCUGAGCAGGUCACCCUAAAGACAAAAAACAUGUUUACACACGUUCUCGGGAAUUAAGCUGUUCAUGGAAACAUGCAAAUCUAGACUUACACCUACACCUAUACACACACCCACACACAACAUAUACACGCAAACAUAAAUAUAUUGCAUACACAGACACAAGCACACACAAGCAUAUAGGCCUAUACACAGUUACGUACACACAGACAUACAAACACAGUAUAUCUAGAUUAUACUGUGGGCUAAGCACAUGUUUUUUUCCCCCUAGAUGACAAAUUGAUUAUAGCAUGAAACGGAGAUGCACAGAUACGCACUGCAGGAUGUAUACGGCAGCCAAGCUCAGAAAGAUGGAGACGUCAGCCAUCGAGCAAACAAAACGAGGGAGGACAUGAACUCGUACAACUCGAUAAAGUGUUUGGGGCCCCUUGGACAGAGGUGCCUCGUCCACGUAUCUCCCUUCGCUGAAGCAGGAAGCACCCCGACUCUGUGGCAGCCACUAGGGCCCCUGGAAACGAAAGGCGCAACUUGGAUUUUUUUUCUUGUUUUUUUUCGUUUUCUGUAACCAUCACAACUGAGAGAGAGGACGAAGAACACCUGAAAGCAGAUUUGGCGGGAGGGGGGAGGGAUCACAAGCGUGUGCGCGGUCGGGGACGGUUUCGAUUUGCGUCACGGUAGAGGGGCGAUCUCCGGAGGCGCAGCCCAGGAGACACGAGGGCAGGGACCGCAGUGCAGGAAGUGACCUCAGGCUGUACUUCUUUUCCUGCAGAGGAAGGACUUCUCCAUUUCAGAAAACGCGUGCAGCACGAAGACGCAACGUGGUCGCCUCUGGAUUUUUUUCUUACGAGAGACCGUCGGCGCCACGAGCACGGGCGACAGGGAGACGGAGACAGAACCGCUCUGCUUUCGGUGAGUCCGCGGGUCGCAGGCUCCACCAGGCCACUGUGGGCGGGAACGUGGCGGAGGGGAACACACAAACCGGGCCGCGCCACAGUGGAACGGCUGGGAAUAUCAGCUAGUUCUCACAGUGCCCAGGCUCCACGCACCCCAGCAGCACAGAGAUGGCGCAGGGAAACGUCAGCAACGCCACGUGCACCAACCUGUACGACCACCGCGACACGGCCCGCGUGCUCAUGCCCCUGCUCUACGCCGUGGUCUUCACCGUGGGGCUCCUGGGCAACGGCCUGGCCCUGCACGUCAUCCGGCCCAACCGCAAGAAGAUGAACUCCACCACGCUCUACUCCACCCACCUGGUGGUGUCGGACAUCCUGUACACGCUGUCCCUGCCGCUGCGCAUCGUGUACUACGCGCGCGGGUUCCACUGGGACAUGGGCGAGGCCCUCUGCCGGAUCACCGGCCUCAUGUUCUACAUCAACACCUACGCCGGCGUGAACUUCAUGACCUGCCUCAGCGUGGACCGCUUCAUCACCGUGGUGCUGCCGGGCCGCUACGGGCGCUUCCGCAAGGUCCACAACGUGCGCUACAUCUGCGUGGCGGUGUGGCUGCUGGUGCUGGGCCAAACCCUGCCCCUCCUCACCAUGCCCAUGACCAACCAAGAGCUGGGCCACAUCACCUGCAUGGAGUACCCCAACUUCGAGAAGGUGGACAACCUGCCGGUCAUGCUGAUCGGGGCCGUGCUCCUGGGCUACGGGAUACCCGUGGUGACCAUCCUCACCUGCUACUCGGUACUGUGCUGGAAGCUGCACUUCGCGGCCAAGCAGAACCAGCUGACGGAGAGGUCGGGGCGGAACAAGAAGGCGAUCGGGGUGAUCUGCGGCGUGAUCCUGGUGUUCGUGGUGUGCUUCAGCCCCUACCACAUCAACAUCCUGCAGUACAUGGUCAGGAAGCUGCGCUACACGCCUGACUGCGCCGAGCUGCAAGUCUUCCAGGUGUCCCUGCACGCCACCGUCUGCCUGAUGAACCUCAACAGCUGCCUAGACCCCUUCAUCUACUUCUUCGCCUGCAAGGGCUACAAGAGGAAGAUCAUGAAGAUGAUGAAGAGGCAGGUCAGCAUGUCCCUGUCCAGCGUGAUCCGGACCUCACCCGAGGGCUCCUCCAAGGACCUCGACGCGCACAAAAUCCACCUGACCAGCCCCCGGGCCCAACACCGAACAUGACCUGAACACCAUGCUCCCCGGGCCCAACACCAAACAUGACCUGAACACCAUGCUCCCCGGGCCCAACACCAAACAUGGCCUGAACACCAUGCCCAGACCGCGGCCUGAACACCACGCCCCUCCCGGGCCAAAGGCGGUCAUAGACGGCCACAAACAGUCUGCACUUCACUGCAGCGGUACUUCACUGAAACACAAACGAGCCCCACGUUUCUCUAAUUCCGUUGAAAUCGGUGUCACAGUUUUUUUGCGUACAAAAUACUAUUCUUUGUCCUGAAAGAUAGAGACAAAGUUAUAAGAACUGGGUAUUUUAAAUAUGAGAAAAAUCUCAACAUGUACAUGUUUGUAAAUAUGUUUAUUGCAUUGGGACUUGGAGCAGAUAUCACUGAGAAUGUUUUUGUUAAUAAGGACUAAACAUAUUUCCUUUCCUUAAUAAAUAUGAAGCUAAUGUGUUAUAGGAACUUCAAUUUUGUGUGUUUUAUGAUGCAAUGUUCAACAUGAUGUAUUCAUUCAUAUACAAUUGCAGGUAAUGGCACAUUUACAAAGCCAAAUCAGGUUAAAAACUCUCUGACAGAAUGGGAUGUUUGUUUGUUGGCAAAAGACAAAAUAGUUUUGUAUCAAAUUUUGCAAGACAAAGACACAGCGAAAUACAGUAUGACCCUACACUGUGAAAUUCUAAUCACUGUACCACGUUACAGAGAUUGUUUUUACAAUAAUUUUAAUAUCGACUUGAUUUUGUAGCUAACUUGAUCAGGCUAUGCAUAUUUAACACUGAUGUUGUAAAUCCCAGGUGUUAAUUCAAGAAAGGGUGUAUAUAAAAUGGAAUACAUUUCAUGGGUCACUACCAAAAUCUUUGCAUCCCCACUGUUAAAUAAAAUUUAUAUUUUA
Molecule: messenger RNA, 3313 nt
Organism: Anguilla anguilla (European eel)
Lineage: Eukaryota; Metazoa; Chordata; Actinopteri; Anguilliformes; Anguillidae
Product: G-protein coupled receptor 183-like
Exons: 2
Coding region: 1373-2428 (351 amino acids)
Biological process (GO): G protein-coupled receptor signaling pathway
Cellular component (GO): membrane
Molecular function (GO): oxysterol binding; G protein-coupled receptor activity
Source: RefSeq, a predicted model, not a curated record